AUGGCUUCAGAUGGGGUUCCACGUCGAAAACGCAAUAAGGUUAAUUCAUUCUCUGCAUCCAAUAUUGGGAACAUAUCAUCACGAGGUUUAGGAACAGCCUCAUUGACUUCGCCUUCGCAAUUGGUUCUUGGAUGCUCGACCAGAAAGUUGGUUCGCAUACCACCAAUUAAUUCAUCUUCAAACAUUGAAGGUCGACAUUCUCCAAAGUCACCAACUCCUCAAUCCAAGCUUCCAUCGCUUGAACAGUCGCGAGAAAUAGUGAAUUAUUCAAACCGCGCACUUGGAGGUAUAUCUUCUUUACCUCCGUCUGCAAACCCACCUCUAUUUGGGGCCACUACUACACCACGUCGCGUCCUAUCAAGUAUAGCAAUGAUUGUAGCCGGUGAGCUACCAGCAGCUACACGAAGGAUCAAUCCAUCUGUUGAUGACUGGAACAAAUUUGGAGCCAACUUGCUUAGAGAAGCUUCUAGUUUACCACCAAAAAGCCCAACUGUUGCUAUUGCCGCACAAACAAUUUCGGUCUCGAAUCCAACCAAGUCCAACUUUGACACGUCUGUCAACUACUCCAUCAAAAGGGGGGAAAAGAAAGUACCAUUUGCACAAUAUCCAUCGGCGCCUGCGAGAGAAGCCUUGCCUACAACUAAUUCAGAAUUUCCUACAAACACUGAUGCAGAUAAACAACAAUGGAAAGCUGCUGUCAAAGCAAAUCACCCAACUUCCAGCCCUUUUACUCUGAGCAUUCCAGAUCGAGUACAUCGGCGCAAUACAAGCCUAGAAAACAGUGGAAUGUUGUCGAACGACAGCCAUGUUGACAUGACUUUAUCGAAUUCCGCAAACGCCUAUAAGCACAUGCUUGAAACUGUGGAGAAGGCAAACGCUGAAAGUCAAGGAAGUUCGAUACUUUUGGGUGGAUCUACUACAGUGACUGUUGGUAAAAAUCCAUUUUUUGGACCUUCUGUGACUAUGGAUAUAGAUCCAGAUUUCGAUGCUAAUUUUGCUGAGAUGAUGGCAACUUUGCAGAAUUCUAUACCUGGCGAUUCAACUUAUGCAAGGAAUACAGGUGGUCAUGAAUCUACUCAAUCAUCUUCGAUGAGUACGGAAAUGGGACAAGGUUCCCGAAAUCUAUCUCAUAAUGGAUACCAUAUGGGUUCUGAAUCUGAAAGAUCGACGCGAUCUAUGAGUAAUUCUACGACAGAGGCAAAUCUUAUGAACUCUGGAAAUCAAAGUGGCAUAAUGAAAUCUUCAAGAAUGAAUAUAACCACACAGAAUCUUUCUCCUGUAUCUCAAAUGGAUUCUGGUUUUCAACCAUCGAUACAAUAUUUGAACCAACCUACAACUCAGCAGAUUAUGAACAAUAGUGGCAACCAAGCUGAGGAAAUAUUAUCAGAAGAUCAAAAUAUGGCUGACGCUUCUCUCGGUGUUGACCUGCAAAAAGGCACACAUAGAUUUCAAUCUAGUGGUCAAGAAAAUAUAACAAACAUGAGUGGUUGUCGUAUCAGUCGAGAGUGCUAUACAUCACCUACAGAUCCUUUUCGAGUAUCGCCGCGGAAAACUGGUUCCACAAAAGGUGUGUGGUCAGCAACAGAUGUGAAUGGAUUAUCAGCACAAGGAAAUUCAUUAGCAAGUGCUGUCGAAGCUUCACCAAUAAUUCAAGCAGAUUCGGGGACAAACAUGCCUGGGUCGUCAAAUCAAGUACCCUCGGCAAACGCUGGUGGUUAUCCAAAUGCACCAUCAUUCACUAGUAGUAACCAGCGAAACAUUUCAAGUGUACCAGGUGGAUAUAACAUGUCUUUUGUGCCAAAUAUGAGGAGCGAUACUAUUGCAACUGAGGUUGGACUAGAUAUACAAGCUUUGCAAAUGCCUUCUCCUCGACCAGCUAUACGUCGGGACGGCACUCCUGUCUAUGGACACACUCCAAGCAACUCAAUUUCGAAACUUGGUCAGCUGAGCUCGCCAUCAUUAAAUUUGACCAAUCCUCCUACUCGAUUAGAUGUCGAUUCACGCAGAUCCGCUACACCUAAUCAAUUAGUCAUUAAUUCUACCCGUGCGGCAUCACCAGCAAGUACUCCAGCUAGAUCAACAAGGUCGAAUUCCGUAGUACUAGCAGCUCCUAAUAUUUCCUUCGAAGAGGUAUCCCCGCAUCCUUUGCACCCAGCAAGUUUUCAUCGCGACCCUCCUCGUAGUCAGCCAAAUACUCCUCUUCUUACAUCACCCAAUCCUCUACACCCGCCAAGUUUUCAUCAGCCUACGCCUCGUGGCGUAUGGCCGACCUCGCGUGUUCCAAUUCCUCCAAAUCCUGCCGUAUCAGGUAGUAUUCCAGGCUACUUCCAACCGGGUCAAAGUUUUAGCUCUCAGGGAGAUGUGAAUUUAAAUAUGGACAUGAGUAUGCAUAGCCAGAACCCGGCUGCUCUUCAAUCGGGCCUACAAUUUCAGUAUAAUUUUAAUGCAGGAGGUCAACAAAAUGUGCAAAUGCAGCAGAAGUAUCAUGGUCAAGUUCAAAAUAUGAUGACUCAGACAGCACUUCAAAAUCAAGCAAGUGAAUGCUCAAACCAGGAAAACACAAUGCCCGCUCCCACUCCACCAUGCUUAUCUGCAGGUCCCGGUUGGAACAAUAUGUUACGCCAGCGUCUCAAUUUAUUUGAAAACCAUCAACCUCUCACUACACGGUCCACCGGACAUCUUCGUCGCUUACAAGUUGCUAAUGGAAUUAGUACUUCACUUCAAGAUUAUGAUCUGAACAGUCCUAUGCCCUUUGAUGGAAAACCACAUGCCCCACUCUGGGAGUAUCUAGCCAUGGAGCCUCGUGUGAAGAAAGCUAUUGAUGUAGAAGGAAAGCCAUUAGCUAUUAACCUGCUGACUAUCGGAGAGAACUUUGAAUGCGACUUUUGUUCUGGCAAGCCAAAUGCAUAUGGAAUUGGUCCAUACAGCCAUGAUUUCGUUGAAAUAUGGGGUCCUGCUGGGUAUGAUUGGUGUAGGGAAUGUCAGAAAGCUGGGAAACAUAUUAUUCGUGCUGCUGUUCUUGAAAAGAUGGAUAAGAAGGAAAACGGGAGGAGGAAGAGACCAGCUAAGGAUCCAGCUGGUUCUGGUCCAUCGGCUAAAAAAUCAACUCGGUCAUCCAGCAGUAGCUCGUCAAUGAACGGAUCUCGACUAUCUGCGUCUGCUAGUUCCACUAGCUACGAUCGCUAUACACCCAUGUCUGAGGAAUCCAAUGUUUUUGGUGACCCCCAGGAAAUAUUCUCUCCAAUCGAUAAUAUCUUAAUCAAUCCCUUCAUGCACAAUCUCAUGUGUCGCGGAUGCGAUCAUCGACAAAUCGACAUGAGCAAGACGAAGAUAUGCGAAAACUGCAAGAUGAAAAAGUUGCAGAUAAUUACUCAUGGUUGUCAUGAUGAGUUUAGUCAUAUCGUUGCGUUGAAUACAGAUGGACAGUGGCAGUUGGGCUAUAGUCGCGGACUGCAAGAUCCGAGCCAGAUGAACGGAUCUGGGGAUUUGAGCACUGGGUUGAAUAUUAAUGGAUUUACUUUUGAUGUUGGUGCGGAUUUGAUGGAUGGUAGUGUUACUUUGAAUGAUAUUAACUCUAUCGUGGCUCAAUGUUUGAAGGCAAGCGGUACGAAUCCUGGUGGGAUAUCUACAGCGGUUAUGCAUCCGGAUAUGAAUUGGGGAGCAAAUCCGAGCAUGAACACAGACAUAGACUCUAUAGUCGACAACACGGAAUUUUCCUGGGACCAAUCCAGCAGGAAGACCACGUCCUCCACCACUCACCCCCUACAACCCCUCACAUCCACACCUCCAAACUCCAUACAGACCCACAACCACAGCAUCCACAUGAACGGUAAACCUCACGGACCCAUCUCCAAAUUCUGCAUGGUGUGUCCGGCACAAUCAAUUUUCCUCUGCGACGGCUGUCCAUUAACUUUAUGCGAGAGCUGCAGAUAUCGACUAAGGGAUUUGUGUAAGGGGUGGUUUAACAAUUUGAUUUAUACGAAUGGAGUGAAUCAUAAUCGGAAUGAUGCGUUUCUUCUGAGGUCGGAUGAUGGUGGGUAUCAUGAGUAUGGGAAGUUUUGGCCGGUGCCUCCGCAUGUGAGUCUUUAG
Messenger RNA from Sclerotinia sclerotiorum 1980 UF-70, 4089 nucleotides. RefSeq lists its product with no specific name. Bases 1 to 4089 code for a protein of 1362 amino acids. Lineage: Eukaryota; Fungi; Ascomycota; Leotiomycetes; Helotiales; Sclerotiniaceae. The transcript has a single exon. The record is from RefSeq and is a predicted model, not a curated record.